Molecule: messenger RNA, 642 nt
Organism: Oikopleura dioica
Lineage: Eukaryota; Metazoa; Chordata; Appendicularia; Copelata; Oikopleuridae
Source: the annotation of a GenBank genome assembly
AUGUUGCUGCUUAAAUGUACUGAAGGUAUCGAGGCGGUCGACCGAGUAAUCAUUCAACACGGAAAGUGGUUUGACCUCAACCAUAGAUCAUACUUUGAAAGAAGGCGAUUCUUUUUCGAAUCCGCGCCCGGGCUAAAACCUACUCGCCAUCAGAAGUUGAUGAAUAAUGACGAUUACCGGCUUUGGUGUUACUAUGUAGAUUAUGGUUAUCACGAGGAGGUAGAUGUCGGAGAUUUGUAUUUUCCACCUAAAUUCGCCUUUCAGUGCCCAGCGACCGCCCUACCGAUUCUCAUGGCUGAUAUUGAAAUCAAAGACGAUCAAGAACUAGCGAUGGCGAGCAAGUUUUGUAGCGACAUAAACUGGAGCGUCUGUCAUAGAUAUUCGUAUCUAUUGGGCUUUGUAACAGAUAAUAGAAGUGAUCCUGAUGAAUAUCCGGUGUUCCACAUUAAACUUUUAAAGGAAACACUCGUCGACGAAGAAGGCAAUGAUUCCGUUCCGAUCGGACUUUUUUCACGGUUAGAUGCCGUUAGAGGGGGAAUGAAUGGAUGCGAGCCUUACUUUGCGGAGGACUACACCAACUAUAGGAUAGCGUCUUUUUCGAAGAAAUAUGACUACACUUGUCAUCCAAGACAAAGACGCUGA